GGAGCGGGGUUCUUUGUGGCGACAUCGGCUUUAUCUUAAAGAUCAGAUAAGAUGGAAAUCAGAUAAGAUGUGAUCGGCACUAAAGAUCUUCAUAAUGCAGUCAGGUUUUUUCUCUUGAUUGACGCUUUCCCCUCUGGUUUAUUCUUCCGACAUCUCCUCGUUCUGUGUUGCAAAAGCCCGAGAUGGCGAUUAUUGAUCAUCUUCUGGCGCACUGGAAGACCUUUGUCCUGGCGGCCAUCCCGCUCAUUGGACUAUAUCUCUUCCAGGCGUUCAGGUCUAAUGAUAUCAACUUCGACCAGUACGCUGACUUCCCUCAACCCGAACAGCCGGACAAGAGCAGAGGACACUGGCCAUGGAUUGAGAAAUCAGCUUCCGCGGGCGACCCCCGGAGAUCUUUUGACAUCAUCUUGUACGAACAAGCCCAGAAGCUUGGGUUUCCGCCGGUCCUGUUGGUCGACUGGCGGCCGAUGGAAUCGUUUGUAAUUUUAUUCAUUCUCAACAACAGCGUCGCCGAGCAGGUCACCAAACCGUCGAAGCAGUACAGUACUAGUGUCCCCAAGCAUCCGGCUAUGCAGGAUUUGGCUCCAUUGGUCGGCUCCCGGUCUCUCGUUACUUUGGAUGGCGAAGAGUGGAAAGGCCUCCGGAAGAGAAUUCUUCCUGGUUUCCAACCACAACACCUCCUGAGUCUCGUCAAAGUUAUCAUGGACAAGUCUCAGCUCUUUAUAGAGCACCUCGAGGCGAAGGCGGCAGCUGGAGAGGAGUUCCGUGUUGAUGAGCUGACCACGAACUUGGCAUUCGAUGUGAUUGGUAUCGUCACCUUUAAUAUGGACCUCAACGCCCAGGUUCCUGGGAAGCAGAGCCCUGUCUUGUUAACGUACCGGGCGCUUCAACAAGCCUACGUCAAAAGGGAUGUGGCGAAGCACUGGUUGCGUCGAUACUACACAGAAAAUGAGAGACGGAUCAGAGCCCUUGACAAAAAGCUUGACAAUAUUCUCAAGGACACCAUUCGGAAGGAGCAUGCCAAACUGAUGAAAGACGACGCCACCGCAUCUCGCAGCGUAGCAGCGCUCAGUUUACACGGCAUAGACAAACUCACCCCCGAUAUCCUCCAGCAAACCAGCGAUACUUGUCGAGGUUUCCUGUUCGCUGGCCACGAUACAACCAGUCUCUUGAUGCAAUGGACCUUUUACGAGCUUGGCAGACGCCCCAGCUCAAUGAAGGCCCUGAAGGAUGAACUCGACGACGUCUUCGGUCCCGACCCCGAUCCAUCCUCUGUGAUGGCCCAACUUUCGGGUCCCCGCAACGGAGAACUUAUGGGUCGUUUGACAUACACGGAUGCAAUCAUCAAGGAGACUCUGCGACUCCACCCCCCUGGUGGCACAGCCAGGCUGGCACCCGCGGGAUCCGGAACCACUCUCGUUCUGCCUGACGGAAAGCGGUUAGUAGUAGACGGUCUUGUCUUAUCUCCAAUGGCCUACGUCAUUCAACGAGACCCCAAGAUCUUCGGCGAAACCAGGGAUGACUUUGUCCCGGAGCGAUGGCUCGGCCCCGAGGCUGCCAGUAUACCCGAGAGUGCCUGGAGGCCAUAUGAACGGGGCCCGAGGCGCUGUACUGGGUCCGAGCUAGCCAACAUGGAGGUGCGAGUCGUCUUGGCUUGUAUUGCGAGACGAUUUGACUUCAUCAAGGUUGGCUUGGGCGAGUUGGACGCGGACGAGGAGGGGAAGCCCAUCUUGGAUGAAAAGGGCUAUUACAAGACAAAGUCUACGAUCUUUACUACUGACCAGGUUACCGCCAAACCGGUUGACGGCAUGACAAUGAAGGUGAGAAUUAGCGACAAGACAAAGAGUCUUGAGUGAGGCUAGGAAAGGAGGACCAAGCACAUAUUCAGGAUCAUUGGCACCGAGAGAUACCAUGGGAGAAGGCGUUUCAGGAUAUCGAGGUGUUCAAUGCAGGAGGACACGACGAAAAAACUAACUAGUAAGGCAACAAGCUUGUAAAUAAGAAAUCAAGGCAACAAACGAACAUACAUAAUAUGCGCACUUUGCAAUGAGAUUCGCUCAAUAAAACUGAACAAAUCUGCAGC
Messenger RNA from Pseudomassariella vexata, 2083 nucleotides. RefSeq names its product cytochrome P450 52A11. Gene Ontology annotation, molecular function: heme binding; iron ion binding; oxidoreductase activity, acting on paired donors, with incorporation or reduction of molecular oxygen. Bases 183 to 1856 code for a protein of 557 amino acids. NCBI's taxonomy places the organism in Eukaryota, Fungi, Ascomycota, Sordariomycetes, Amphisphaeriales, Pseudomassariaceae. The transcript has 6 exons. The record is from RefSeq and is a predicted model, not a curated record.